Molecule: messenger RNA, 1308 nt
Organism: Zasmidium cellare ATCC 36951
Lineage: Eukaryota; Fungi; Ascomycota; Dothideomycetes; Mycosphaerellales; Mycosphaerellaceae
Exons: 3
Coding region: 1-1308 (435 amino acids)
Biological process (GO): transmembrane transport
Cellular component (GO): fungal-type vacuole membrane
Molecular function (GO): transmembrane transporter activity
Source: RefSeq, a predicted model, not a curated record
AUGGCCACACUUUUACGCCCUUUGAAAUGGUUCUUGCGCGAAUUCGGAUUGUCAUCCAUCCACGCCGUCGGUCGAGAUGCAUACAUUGUCAUUGCCUGUCGAACGCUGAGAAUGUUUGCUCACGGAGCCACGACGCUCAUCUUAGCCCCCUUCCUCGCCUCCCUCUCCACCCCCGACCCCUACAUCGGCCUCUUCCUCACCCUCACCCUCCUCGGCGACGUCAUCCUCGGCCUCUACCUAACCCUCAUAGCGGACACCUUCGGGCGGCGCCGGAUCCUCCUCCUCGGCUCCCUCCUAAUGGUCCUCACGGGCACGACCUUCGCGCUCUCCAGCAACUACUGGAUCCUCCUCUUCGCCGCCGUGCUGGGCGUCGUCAGCGCAACGGGCACGGACUUCGGGCCUUUCCGCAGCAUCGAGGAGAGUGGAUUCGGAGAUUUCGACAAGCCACACGCGGGCGGAUUUGUUUACGUGGGGUUGGAAGGGCGGUGGGGGGAGGGGGAGGCGUAUCGGGUUGUGUUUUGGGGGUAUGAGGGUGUUGGGGCGGUUUGUGCGGGGUUGGUGUGUGGGUUGAGCGGACGGUGUGAGAUGGGGAAGGGAGAUGGUGGUGGGUAUGAGAUUGUUGGGCAGACGGAGGAGGAGAUCGAUCUCGACGACGACUCACCUCCCGCAAACAAGCCAAAACCUCAAUGGUGGUCUAUGUCCACCAUCUCCCCGCCCACCUUCUCGAUCAUGUCCAAACUCUGGGCCCUCCUCGCCCUCGAAUCCCUCUCCGAAGGAAUGGCUCCCUACGCCCUCACAAUCUACUACAUGGACCAGAAAUUCCACCCCUCGAAAUCCACCCUGGGAGACGUCACAUCCAUCGCCUACUUCCUCUCCGCUUCGACAUCCAUCUUCGCCGGUUCUCUUGCCCGCCGCUUUGGACUGGUUAACACGAUGGUCUUCACACACGCUCCAUCCUCCGCCGCGAUAAUGCUCUUCUCGGCACCGACCAGCUUCGUCCUGACGGUGCUGCUCCUGUUUAUGAGAACGGGUCUGAAUAAUCUCGAUCAAGCGCCUCGAGCAGCUUUCAUCGCGGCAGUGGUGAAGCCGAGUGAGAGGACGGCUGUAUUAGGAAUCGCGGGGAUGUUGAGGACGAUCGCAGCGAUGCCCGGGCCUUUUGUUACUGGCGUUCUGGCUAGUAAGGGGCUCUUUGGGUAUGCGUUCGUCAUUGCUGGGGCGGUGAGGUUGGUUUAUGACGCUAGUUUGUAUGUUUUGUUCAAGGGGUUGGAGCCGGUGAGGGAGGAAGUUAGAGAGGGUGAUGGGCCUUGA